GGGCCAGUGACGGCGGUGGGCGGGCACAGCUAAGAAAAUUAUAAGGUCGUUUGAAUUACGUUUGCUAGCGAGCGUGAUCGGCGAUAAUGAGCGCAGAAAUUUUAUCAGCGAUUGUCACAAUAAACGGAUAAUGAUCGCCGGGUCAGAGUCGACGCGCACCGCCAGGCGAAUCUGACUCCAGAGCCACCGGAGGAGAGGAUCGGCAGCCCGCUGUGGUAUUACCGGGAGAGGAUCCCGGUGCGUGCGUGUGUGUGAAAGACAGAGAGCGAGCCUCUGUCAAGCCGAGCGAGCGGCCGCGAGCGGAGGGGGCGACCCGGCUAGCUCGUAAGCCGAUCAAGGUGGAAUCGCGCACGGCGAGUUUCACGUCUGGGAAUUCACCUACAUGCUGACGGCGUCAACGCGGUGCAAGGAUGAUGCGUCUGGCGUGUUGCACUGCCCUGCUGUUUGUCUUGCGGCUGCUGGUGGGCUUACCUUGGUACCAAGUUCUCCCGGCCGCCUUGAUCUUCUACCUGGGAAGUGGAGGAUGGAAAUUCCUGCGGACAUUUUCCAGAACAAUCCACAGAGAUUUACAUGCGGCGUACGUGUUGCUGCGGGUGAAGAUGAACGUAAGACGGCACCUCCGAGAGAAGAACACUAUUCCUAAGAUUUUUGCUGAAACGGUUCGCCGCUAUGGGGACAAAACGGCUCUGAUAUUUGAGGGAACCGGAGAGCGCUGGACCUACCGACAGCUAGACGAGUACUCCAACAGGGUGGCUAACUUCCUCCUGCAACGGGGUUUCAAGGAGGGUGAUGUGGUGGCCCUUUUCAUGGAGAACAGGUCCCAGUAUGUGGGCCUCUGGCUGGGCAUGGCCAAGAUCGGCAUAGAGGCUGCUCUCAUCAACUUUAAUUUGAGACUGGAGGCCUUGGUCCACUGUGUCAGCAUCUCCAACGCCAAGGCUGUGGUGUUUGGCUCCGAGCUUGUUGAUGCUGUGUCUGAGGUCCACAGUUCAAUGGGGAAGGCAGUGCAGAUGUUCUGCUCUGGAGACUGGGAUCCCAAGCGAGUUCCACAGGGAACUGAGUGCCUAGAGCCCCUGCUGGCUGGUGCCCCGUCUCACCUGCCCAGCCGGCCACAACGCCUCUUCACAGAUCGCCUGUUCUACAUUUACACAUCAGGAACCACUGGGAUGCCUAAAGCUGCUAUUGUUGUGCACAGCAGGUACUACCGAAUGGCAGCUUUGGUAUAUUAUGGCUUCGGAAUGACUCCAGAUGAUGUGUUGUAUGACUGUCUUCCUCUCUACCACUCUGCAGGGAACAUUGUGGGAGUGGGUCAGUGUAUCAUUCAUGGCAUGACUGUAGUCAUCAAGAAGAAGUUCUCAGCCUCACGUUUCUGGGACGACUGUGCCAAAUACAACUGCACCAUCGUGCAGUACAUUGGUGAGAUCUGCCGGUACCUGCUGAACCAGCCGGUUCGAGACGCAGAGCGGCAGCAUAAGGUUCGCAUGGCACUGGGCAACGGCCUGCGCCUGUCCAUCUGGGAGGAGUUCAUGAAGCGCUUCAAUAUCCCGCAGAUUGCAGAAUUCUACGGAGCGACGGAGUGCAACUGCAGCCUGGGCAACUUUGACAACAAGAUUGGAGCGUGUGGUUUCAACAGUCAGAUUCUACCCUUUAUCUACCCCAUCCGACUGGUGAGGGUCAAUGAGGAGACCAUGGAGCUUAUUAGGGGACCUGAUGGCGUUUGCAUUCCCUGUAAACCAGGUGAACCUGGCCAACUUGUAGGCAAGAUCAUUCAGAACGACCCCCUUCGAAGGUUUGAUGGUUAUGUCAAUGAAUCCGCUACCAACAAGAAAAUUGCUCAUAGUGUCUUUAAGAAAGGAGACAGUGCCUAUCUCUCCGGUGAUGUGUUGAUUAUGGAUGAAAACGGCCACAUGUACUUCAAGGACCGAACAGGAGACACUUUCCGCUGGAAAGGAGAGAACGUCUCAACAACAGAAGUGGAGGGAACUCUCAGCAGACUGCUGGACAUGAAAGAUGUAGUUGUGUAUGGAGUGGAAGUGCCAGGAGCUGAAGGAAAAGCUGGAAUGGCGGCCAUUGCUGAUCCGUCUCACUCCACUGACCUGCAAAAGUUUGUGAAAGACAUGGAGAAGACUCUUCCUCCAUACGCAAGACCCGUCUUCCUCCGCUUUCUGCCAGAGGUUGACAAGACAGGAACAUUUAAGUUCCAGAAGGCAGACCUGCGACGGGAAGGCUUUGAUCCCAGUGCAGUGUCGGACAGAGUGUACUUCAUGGAUUCCAGCAGAGGGCGCUACGUGCAGCUGGACGAUGAGCUUUACCGCGCUAUACUGUCAGGAAAACACAAGUUGUGAUGACCAGGCAGACCACAACAUCCACACUUGUACACAAACAUACACACACAGACAUGC
This is a messenger RNA of Betta splendens (Siamese fighting fish), 2399 nucleotides long. It is a transcript of the gene slc27a4, whose product is annotated as solute carrier family 27 member 4. The transcript has 14 exons. Gene Ontology annotation, cellular component: endoplasmic reticulum membrane; plasma membrane; microvillus. NCBI's taxonomy places the organism in Eukaryota, Metazoa, Chordata, Actinopteri, Anabantiformes, Osphronemidae. Bases 411 to 2342 code for a protein of 643 amino acids. Gene Ontology annotation, biological process: very long-chain fatty acid catabolic process; long-chain fatty acid import into cell; medium-chain fatty acid transport. The record is from RefSeq and is a predicted model, not a curated record. Gene Ontology annotation, molecular function: long-chain fatty acid transmembrane transporter activity; long-chain fatty acid-CoA ligase activity.